AUGAGCGACAGUAGUGAUUCCAGCAAAACUGUCGAAUCACGUCGUGGUGGCGAACACGACAACGUCACCCGUCGUGCCAGAAGAGUGCACGAGUCGACGGAUCGUCCUUCAUAUGACCUUCCGGUGAAAUUGAAGGUACCAAAAUUUUCUCCGGACGAGCCCGAAAUUUGGUUUGCUUUAUUGGAGGGACAGUUUGAUAAUUAUGGCAUUACUGACGAUGCUUCAAAAUUUUCCAACGUCCUCAGCAACUUGGACAUCACAACUGCCAAAGAGGUAAAGGACAUCAUUACUAAUCCUCCACUUAGGAAUAAGUACCAAAAACUUAAAAACGAGCUUAUUAGGCGUUUGACCGCCUCAAUAGAAAAGAAAAUGAGACAGGUCCUGACUCAUGAGCAACUAGGAGACCGGAAACCAUCACAAUUUCUUCGGCAUCUUCAGGACUUGGCUGGCCCAAAUUUCCCGGAUGAUUUUUUGAGGACCAUUUGGUGUGACCGUUUGCCCAGAGAUAUUCAAACGGUUCUGGCAUCCCAAACAUCUCAGUCAUUGGAGCAACUAGCGGAAUUAGCUGAUCGAGUCCAGGAUCUAACUGUGCCUGCCAAAGUUGCGUCAGCUUCAACAUGCACGUGUUCCUCCAGCGGCAAUUUUUCAAAUGAAAUCGCAGAACUUAAGCUGAUGGUGGCAAGAUUGGAAGCGAAGCUAGAAGACCGCUCUCGUGUUCCUCCACUUCCUGAUCGAUCUAGACCACGGCGUCGGCGAUCUUCAUCCCGAAGUAGGACGCGGUCGACGUCCAGUUAUCGUCGUUCUCCGAUCUGCUGGUACCAUAUCAACUUUGGAACCAAGGCGCGAAGAUGUAUACAGCCGUGCGAUUACAAGCCAGCGGGAAAUGCCAUGGGCAGUCGAUAA
Manduca sexta (tobacco hornworm) is the source of this 903-nucleotide messenger RNA. RefSeq lists its product as uncharacterized. NCBI's taxonomy places the organism in Eukaryota, Metazoa, Arthropoda, Insecta, Lepidoptera, Sphingidae. The record is from RefSeq and is a predicted model, not a curated record. The transcript has a single exon. The coding region runs from base 1 to 903 and encodes 300 amino acids.